Messenger RNA from Carassius gibelio (silver crucian carp), 1167 nucleotides. Its product is annotated as ectonucleoside triphosphate diphosphohydrolase 4. The record is from RefSeq and is a predicted model, not a curated record. Gene Ontology annotation, cellular component: membrane. Gene Ontology annotation, biological process: nucleoside diphosphate catabolic process. Lineage: Eukaryota; Metazoa; Chordata; Actinopteri; Cypriniformes; Cyprinidae. Gene Ontology annotation, molecular function: nucleoside diphosphate phosphatase activity.
UUAUUAGUGACGAAUGGGAAGCGCAAAAUGACGUCAGAGCAGCAGUGUACACGCAGACGAGAGUUUCCGGUUUUGGCGCGCACGCGCACUGGCCGGUUUUUUUUUUUAUUAUUAUUAUUAGUACCGAACUGAACUGUUGGUUGGUAACUAUCUUAGCGGCUUUUCUCGACAGCAUUUGAACUGAAAGGAACUGAAGUGCCAUAUUUUUGAGUUCACCGAGUGGACCACAGAAUUCAUAAAUCUCUAAAGGAUGGCUUUAUUAUUGACGCAUCCGUCCCUGAUGUAACGGAGCCGAGCGGUGAGAACCCGGUCCUUACGAUCAGACAGAUAUUUAUGUAACUUAUAUCUUAAACACAUCUGGCAGCAUGUAAUCAGUCGACUAUGUCUCCCAAAACCCUACGGACAUGCUUUAAAUUAUAAAACAGGCAUCAGUUUAUCAUAUAAACUGUCCUCGGCCUGAUCUGACGUUAACUGUGGUGGUGUUUCGAAAUCUAGUGAGCUGCCUAUCUAGACAGCAUGUAGGGUGUGUGCGAUUCGUGAAUUAUGAGGAACGUAUGCGCCUUUGAAAGCCCCGAUGAAUGAUAUCUAUGACAUGCCACGUCGUCUUAGCACACCUGAACACGUGUGAAAGCCCCUGAUGACGAGGAGGAUGAGGAUGCCCUGACACGUGACGUCAUGGAGGAAUGCACCUGCACUCGAAGCAGCUGCCAGUGAAGGUUUGAUUCGUCCACAUCACCUGCUCAUCCACUCCAGCAAUGGGAAGGAUUAGCAUUUCCUGUCUGUUUCCAGCAUCCUGGCACUUCAGCCUGUCUCCGGUGGUUCUGCCGCGGUUCCUGUUGCCUUCCUUCAGGCAGCUGCUGCUGCUGGGUCUGUUGGCGGGUGUGAUGGGGCUGCUGUACCUGCUGCUGGUCACAGGGAAGGGCCAGUACAGCUGGCUAAGAGAGGACCGACACCUCCACACACGUUUGGGUCGGGUGCCGGACAUGGAGGCCACGGACACCAAUAACCCCAACCUGAACUAUGGGCUGGUGGUGGACUGUGGCAGCAGUGGCUCCCGUGUGUUUGUGUACACCUGGCCUCGGCACAACGGCAACCCGCAUGAGCUCCUGGACAUCAAACAGAUGCGAGACCAGAACAGGAAGCCUGUAGUGAUGAAGAUCAAGCCAG